GUGGCAAGUUAAUAAAGCAGUUAUUCUGUGAGUCAAAUUGAUUCUUGUGAGAAAUAAACCCUAAAAAAUUGAAACACUUAGAUGGAUGCGAAACUUUGCUUGUUUGAAACGCCAUUGUAGUGAGAAGAAAGAUGAAGAGACGUUCAUCGGAGACGAAGUUGUUGAAAGAAUUGUUACUCUAUGCGGCCAGCGCCGCUUUGAGCAGCCUUGUUUUGUUUGUGGGGCUCCGACAACUUGACCCGAAUCGACAAGCUUCCAAAAAGGCUCUUGAGAACAAGAAGGAACUUGCGAAGCGCCUUGGUAGACCUAUCAUUCAAACCAAUUCCUAUGAGGAUGUAAUAGCCUGUGAUGUAAUCAACCCUGAUCAUAUAGAUGUAGAAUUUGAUUCCAUUGGUGGAUUGGAAUCUAUUAAGCAAGCUCUAUUUGAAUUGGUAAUUCUUCCCUUGAAAAGGCCUGAACUCUUUUAUGGGAAGCUUCUGGGUCCUCAAAAAGGAGUUUUGCUCUAUGGACCCCCUGGAACUGGAAAGACGAUGCUUGCCAAAGCAAUUGCUAAGGAAUCAAGUGCUGUUUUUAUUAAUGUGAGAACAUCGAAUUUGAUGAGCAAAUGGUUUGGUGAUGCCCAAAAACUCGUUGCUGCAGUGUUCAGUUUGGCGCAUAAACUUCAGCCAGCAAUUAUAUUCAUUGACGAAGUGGAUAGCUUUUUGGGUCAGCGCAAGUCUACUGACAAUGAGGCGUCAACAAACAUGAAGACUGAAUUCAUGGCUUUAUGGGAUGGUUUUACCACAGAUCAAAAUGCACGAGUUAUGGUCCUUGCUGCUACUAAUCAACCAUCUGAGCUUGAUGAAGCAAUUCUUCGACGUCUUCCUCAAGCCUUUGAGAUUGGAAUGCCCAACUGCAGAGAAAGAGCUGAGAUUUUGAAGGUGAUCCUGAGAGGCGAGAAGGUAGAAGAUACCAUCGACUAUGACGGCAUUGCUAGUCUCUGUGAUGGAUACACUGGUUCUGAUCUUCUGGAGCUAUGUAAAAAAGCUGCCUACUUCCCCAUCCGGGACUUGCUUAAUGAUGAGAAGAGUGGAAAGCGAACUGCGGAGCCGAGGCCGCUGUUGGAAUCGGAUUUGGAAAAGGUUUUAACUACGUCAAAAAAGACAAAGGUUGCUGCAAGUGAAUACAGCAGGUUAAGUUCAAUGCGUGCAGAUUCAGAUUCUGCAAUUAACGAGAUUUCUAAGCUUGUGGUUUCCCAUAUUCUGAAUGUCCAGUCAGAUAACUAGGAUUCUUAAUCAGCUAUUUGAUUUCUUAUAAAUCAUCAGUCUGUCUAAAGUUUGAUUUUUUUUCAUUUGGUGGCUAUUGUGGAUGUUGCAGAAUUCCUUUAGACCACUGUAGUUCAGCUAUUAACUUGUAAGAGCAUUGCAUGAUUUUCACGGCAUAGUGGUUAAAAAUGACAGUUUUUUUUUUUUUUUAUCCUGGGUGGUAGGGUAACGUGUUUCAUUUUGUUUAA
Solanum pennellii is the source of this 1492-nucleotide messenger RNA. Its product is annotated as ATPase family AAA domain-containing protein 1-B. Gene Ontology annotation, molecular function: ATP hydrolysis activity; ATP binding. The record is from RefSeq and is a predicted model, not a curated record. The transcript is spliced from 5 exons. Bases 132 to 1265 code for a protein of 377 amino acids. Gene Ontology annotation, cellular component: mitochondrial outer membrane. NCBI's taxonomy places the organism in Eukaryota, Viridiplantae, Streptophyta, Magnoliopsida, Solanales, Solanaceae.